Ectocarpus siliculosus is the source of this 800-nucleotide messenger RNA. The record is from the annotation of a GenBank genome assembly. NCBI's taxonomy places the organism in Eukaryota, Phaeophyceae, Ectocarpales, Ectocarpaceae.
UCCCCGCAACACCACAGCAGCGCCGGUGGCGUACUCUCCGCGCUGGCUUGUUAUUACCUCGCCGACUGCUGCUGCUGUGUGGCGGUGUGAAGAAAAAGCUACAGAGCGAUCUCGUUCGAUUAUUACGCGGGAAGUGGGCAGGGACGACAACACACCAGCAGACGGCGAUGGUUCGCGUCGUGGACCAGAUGUCGGCAAGCUGCAUGGCCGGGUGCUCCUACUCCAGCUCGGGAGACAGGGUCUACACCCUGAAGUUCGUGCUGGUUGGGAGCCGGGGGGUCGGGAAGACGCGUCUCGCGUCCCUUUUCCACAGGAAGAAGAGCGGAUGCCCGUCUGCUGCUGUUGGGAUGCAGUUUGGAACUCGGACGCUGCGAUACUCGGACAGCUUGAGCGUUCGCGCACAGAUCUGGGAUACGGCGGGCACGUUCGCUUUCAAGUCCGUGAAGGACGCGUUUUUUGGAGGCACAGUGGGGGUGAUGCUGGUGUACGACAUCUCUAAAAGAAGCACCUUCGACGACCUCGCGCGGUGGCUCUCCCUCGUACGAGAGAACUCUCACAAAAGCGUCGCCCUUAUUCUGGUGGGCAACAAGUCAGACAUGUCGACCACGCAGCGAGAGGUGUCGAUGGUGGAGGGCAUGCGGUUCGCCCGGAAGCACGGGAUGGACUUUGUGGAGACUUCUGCCCUCCGGGGGUUGCACGUUGAGGAGGCCUGCCGGCAGCUGAUCAUGUCGGUCGCUAGAUAUCUUCCUCAGGAUAAAUGUGUCUGGUCGAAGAAAAAGGUGCGUUCGAGUCACGAUUGA